Messenger RNA from Chaetomium fimeti, 3377 nucleotides. RefSeq names its product ankyrin repeat-containing domain protein. Gene Ontology annotation, molecular function: protein binding. The record is from RefSeq and is a predicted model, not a curated record. The transcript is spliced from 2 exons. NCBI's taxonomy places the organism in Eukaryota, Fungi, Ascomycota, Sordariomycetes, Sordariales, Chaetomiaceae. Bases 44 to 3166 code for a protein of 1040 amino acids.
CGUGUAACCGGAGACUGGGCCUAAGUCCGACGGUACGACCUCGAUGGCCGCCAGCCUCAACUCCCUUCUCAAAGCCCUCGUGAACCGGAUCUCGGGUGGCCUCGGGGAUCAAUACAUUUAUUCCCCUCUGUCCGAAAAUGGCAAUAUUCGCUUGCUGCGUUUGAUGCCGCACCAAAACAGGGAGGCCCCUUUACAAUGCCAGCUCUUCGAAUAUCCCUUGCGGAAAGCACGCCGAGGGGUACACCUUUACGAGACCUUGUCGUAUGUUUGGGGUUCUGAGGAAAACCUGAAACACGUCUAUAUCCGAUCAGGGGAUAAAAACCAGCGUUUGCUCGUCACGCCAAAUCUCCACGCAGCCCUUUCACACCUCCGAGAUGAGCUCUUAGAACGCAUCCUAUGGAUCGAUGCUAUUUGCAUCAACCAGAAAGACAAGGUCGAAAAGGGACUGCAGGUCCAGUUCAUGGCUGAGAUAUACGCGAAUGCCAACCGCGUCAUCGUCUGGCUUGGGGAGGCGGCAAGUGAUAGCGACCAAGCGUUUGAAGCACUACGACAGGCCGCCAGGGAAGGCAGCACACAGCACUACAUCGACGAGCCGACCGAGCAAGCAAUCUUUACUCUGCUUGAACGGCCAUGGUUCCGACGCAUUUGGGUCGUUCAAGAGGCUGCGGCAGCUCGGCAGAUCUUGAUGAAGUGUGGCCCUUGGGAAGUUGAUGGAUUUGUGUUUUGUUCAGGCAUCGCCGCCUUGAACCUGUCCUACACCACCCACCCACAUCUACGAGGUCUGAUUCCUCCGAUGACGUAUCUCGUACGAGAUGCAAUCUUCCGGCCUCGGGAUACUAUAAGCCAGCCCGAAACAAGCCAGCCCGCAACAAGCCAGCCCGAAACAAGCCAGCCCGAAACAAGCCAGCCCGAAACAAGCCAGCCAAGAACAUUCUCUCUCAACAUUCGGCCACUGGGCGAGCUGGUGGAUAUGUACCACAACCGUGAAGCUACGAACCGUCUCGACAAGGUUUAUGCCUUGCUCGGCAUGAGCUCUGAUGACCACACGACGGCGGAGUUAUCAGUCGACUAUGAUCUGCCGUGGGAAACAGUCUUUCGGAGGCUUGUCCAAUCUCUCCUCUCCGACCAGGUGUUUGUGGAUAUAUGGGAUGAUCGCGCCGUGGCGGUGAUCCAAGGCAAAGGCCAUAUCUGUGCCACAGUGACUCAAGUCGACGGUCACGAUACGCGAAGUGAUAUACAGCUCAUAACCAUCACUUGUAAGGAAGCGCUUGGUAAUUGCAAGAAGUGGUGGUCCUAUCAAUACCACCUCCGAGCUUCCGCCAAUCCUAUCCGCGUAAAAGAUGCGGUUUGUAUUUUACAAGGAUCAACGAUGCCCACGAUCGUCAGAUUCCACGAGGGGGGCUACUCUACCAUCAUCAUGAUCACGGCUUCUCUGGGAGAGCCAGAUCAAAGAUGGUCGGAACUCAUACAAUCUCUCCCAAAAUCCCCAACAGACUUCGUCAUGAUUUGGGACUGGGACGCACCUCAAGACGGAUCGCAAGAUCAAGACUAUGAAUCCCUCAUCAGCAGCCGAGGGGGGCCCCAGCGGCCUUGGACAGAGUCGCAAGACUAUUUGGUCAAGGCCAUCAGAUUGUGGAACUUCGGGAUAUUGCUGAAUGGAGUCGAGGAUUACCCAGACGCAGGGGAACACCUCCGAAACGCCGUCGAGGCGUAUGCCGCGGCAUUGAGGAGCGCCGGAACUCCUCCCGAUUAUAGCGCUUGGACGGGGGCGGAUGAAGAGGCACUGAUGGCAAUGGACAACCUAGUCACUGGAGACGAAGACGCCCCUGUUGAAACCGAGAGGUUUAACGACUUGACGCCACUACUUUGGGCUGUGGAGAAGGGGGAUGAGGGCCUCGUGAAGCUGCUGCUUGAGAAAGGCGCGGUUCUUGAUGUUGUGGCCAGCAGUGGCCAGACGCCCCUAGUCCGGGCUGCAGAGAAGGGGUACAUCGGCGUCAUGAAGCUUCUACUUGACAAAGGCGCCACUAUUGGUGCUGAGGCCGCUGAUGGCCGGAUGAGGCUACGGUGGGCCGUGGAUCGGGGGUACGAGAGCGCGGUGAAGUUGCUGGUUGACGAACGCAUCAGUUUGGACGUCGACGAUGAUUAUUAUUACGACAACGAUCAGGAUUACGCCGACGCACUUCAGGAUGCCUCCACUCAAGGCUAUGACAACAUCGUUCGGAUAUUACUCGACAGUGAUAUAUUAGCUACCUAUAGUCGGAGCUACGGUAAAGCAAUUCUCGGUGCCGUUCGUGCAAGCCACGACAAGAUCGUUCAGAUGCUACUCGAGAAGGGUGCCGAUCUAUAUGCCAAGGGUAUCAACCUCUUUAGCAGGGCACUUCUGGAUGCUGCUGAUGACAGCGAUGGCAACAUGGUUCGGAUAUUACUCGAGAAGGGCGCCGAUGUGAAUGUUGAGGGCGGCACCUUUGGCAAUCCGCUUCAGACUGCGUGUUAUUACGGCGACGACGAAACUGUUCAAAUGCUGCUCGAGAAGGGUGCCGAUGUGAAUGCUCAAGGUGGCGAGUACGAAAGUGCGCUUCGGGCUGCCUCUUCGGCCGGCUACAACAAUAUCGUUCGGAUGCUACUCGAGAACGGUGCCAAUGUGAAUGCUCAAGAUGACUACUCCGGCAAUGCACUUUACAGUGCCUCUGGGGCAGGCCACGACGAGAUUGUUCAGAUGCUACUUGAGAAGGGCGCCAAUGUGAAUGAUCAACAUGGCUUAUACGGUAACCCGCUUCAGAAUGCGUCUUUCCAUGGCCGCGACGAGAUCGUUCAAAUACUACUCGAUAACGGUGCUGAUGUGAACGCUCAGGGAGGCCUCUAUGGGAAUGCGCUUCAGGCCGCCUCUCAUGGAGGCCACGACAAAACUGUUCAGAGACUACUCGAUAACGGCGCGAAUGUGAAUGCUCAAGGUGGCGAGCACGGAAAUGCGCUUUUCGCUGCCUCUGUCAAAGGCCACGAUAAGGUCGUUCGGGUAUUACUCGACUGGGGUGCCGAUGUGGAUGCCCAGGGCGACUACUACGACACUGCACUUCAGGGUGCCUAUGCUAGACGCCAUGAUCAUAUCGUUCAGAUACUCCUCGAAAACGGCGCCAAGGAGUUGGAUUGGGAGCCAAUUCAGGAUUAGGAUCAGUUCAAUGUUAUGUUUCGAACUCUCAGACUCUGGGGGCCCUCCUCGAACUGACUCGGCGUGGAGGUUAAUGAGGUACAUUGGGAGACUCAAGAAGAUGGCCGGCAUACCCAGGGGUAAUUCCACAGUCAUGGGAGGCUCGAGUGGAAUACCGUACUCAGCAAUCACUAUCACAAAUCACCAAAUGCCCAUCAUCGCCAGCAUGACC